This is a messenger RNA of Osmerus eperlanus (European smelt), 1782 nucleotides long. It is a transcript of the gene cxxc5a, whose product is annotated as CXXC finger protein 5a. Gene Ontology annotation, molecular function: zinc ion binding; methyl-CpG binding. The transcript has 4 exons. The coding region runs from base 688 to 1542 and encodes 284 amino acids. The record is from RefSeq and is a predicted model, not a curated record. NCBI's taxonomy places the organism in Eukaryota, Metazoa, Chordata, Actinopteri, Osmeriformes, Osmeridae. Gene Ontology annotation, cellular component: nucleus.
UAGUGUUUGGCCACAGACAGCAUUGAUGGAGGCACACUGUAAAUAUCAUCUCAAGACAGACUAAUCAGUUCGCUUUUAUAACCGACGUGUUCUACAUCCUUCCACUACGCAUUCUAUGUGCACCAUUUAAAAGCGUCGAUCAGCGAUAUUUGCGUCCGCAUUAUAAAUAGUCUCUGCGAUUUUUUUUCCGUCUCUACGCCGCCGAAAGUCCAGUUCGGUUUUUCCGCGAAGCUCCAAAAAUCUAUGAAAUGUGUUUGCAUGUUCUUCUCUGCGAGCGGGGAUGUAGAGGUGGGAUUGCGAGAAUCGAAAGGUUGGAGAGCCCACACGCUCAGCUUCCGAGAAAGCUUGGAGACGGACCGCUUGGACAGUGGGAGCCCUCCCCUCCGCUCGGAUCUGCUUUGUUGCCAGGUUGCCAGAGAGAGGAUGUGGACGAGGGCUGAGGCCUAGAGCGAGGAGAAGGGCUCCAGGGGCCUGCCUGUGAUUGGCCGGCUGCUAGGUCCUCUGAGUGGAGGCGUCACCCCUCCCCUCCCCCCGCCCUCUCCCCCCCACCCCACCCCCACCUGGGCUCCCAGCUGACUGAGAGGCCCCCCACGGCUCCCCCCCUCCCCGCUCGCCCCCCCUCCCGCCCCAACCCCCCUAGCCCGACCCCUCCCCAGCCCGUCGAGGGCGACCAGAGGCCACGGGACCAUGUCUAGCGGACGGUCGGACGGGAGCCGGACAGCCGAGGCCGCGGAGCGGGGCGGCUGCCGGGAGGACUCCCCGGUGAUCGAGCGCCGCAACCGCAGCGGCAUCCUCAGCGAGCCGCUCAGCAAGAGCCUGAAGAAGUCGCGCACCCUCUCCCAGUACACGGCGGCGUGCCCCGCCAGCGCCAACGGACUCGCGCACCACGUAGAGGCUAAGAGUCGCUCGGUCAAGCCCCCGCCGCCCCCGCCGCCCCAGCCCGCCGUCUCGGUGGCGGCUCUGGCGGCGGCGGCCAAGCUGGACCGGACCCUGGAGCAGGUCCUGGAGGGACAGAACGGCCUGCUCCACUUCGCCCAGGCGGCGGCGCUUUUGAAGCGGGCGGGCAUGGAGCACAUGCUGCUGCCGGGGGGGAUGGGCGUCGGCCUGGGCGGCGGGGGCGACGCCGGCUCGGGGGCCGGCGACCUGGAGAGCGCGUCGGCGGCGGACGCCGUGGGCGGCCCCGCCGACUUUCCGUACGGCGUGGGAGGCGGUUUCCCCUUCAACCCGGGGCUGUUCAUCAUGACCCCGGCCGGUGUGUUUCUGGCGGACAGCGCGCUGCACAUGGCCGGCCUGGCCGAGUACCCAGCACAGAGCGAGCUGGCGUCCGCCAUCAGCUCCGGCAAAAAGAAGCGGAAACGCUGCGGCAUGUGCCCGCCCUGCCGACGGCGGAUUAACUGCGAGCAGUGCAGCAGCUGCCGGAACCGCAAAACGGGCCACCAGAUCUGCAAGUUCCGCAAAUGUGAGGAGCUGAAAAAGAAGCCGUCUGCCGCCCUAGAGAAGGUGAUGCUUCCUACCGGAGCAGCGUUCAGGUGGUUCCAGUAGGACUGACUCCAUCACCCCUCCCCCCUCCUCCUCCUCCUCCUCCUCCUCCUCCUCCUCCUUCUCCUUCUCCUUGUCCUCCUCCUCCUCCUCCUCCUCCUCCACCACCCUGUACCCAAAGCUCUGCGAUCAAGUGCAAUGCCAACUCUCGCUUGGAUUGUCUCGGGCACGGACACUGGCUGACAAACAGACAAACGAAAAAGAAAAAAAAAAAAGAAUACAGAAAUGUUACAAAAUAAUCAA